CACCUUCCUAGUUUUAACCCAAAAAAGGAAAACCCCACUCGCAUUCUCACCUCCUUUCUCUCACUCUCUCUCUCUCUCUCUCUCUUCUUUCUCUCAUGGAAACUCACAUCGACAGCUUCUGGAUUUUCGCUCUCCACUCCCAGUACCACGACCUCUCCCUUCCCAACCUCCUCCUCCUCCUCCUCCUCUUCGCCACCACCUGGCUCCUCCGCGCCCUCUCCCGCUGGGCCUACCCCGGGGGCCCCGCCUGGGGCCGACACCGCCACCACUGUCCCGAUAACAGCAGCGACGGCGGCAACCCCAACUCUGUCCCCAUACCUGGCCCACGAGGCCUCCCCGUGCUGGGCAGCAUGCACCUCAUGCACGGCCUUGCCCACCGCAGGCUCGCCGCCGCCGCCGCCCGCCACCGGGCCGGGAGGCUGAUGGCCUUCAGCCUCGGGGAGACGCGGGCCGUUGUCGCCUCCGACCCGGACGUCGCCCGGGAGAUCCUCAACGGCUCCGCCUUCGCGGACCGCCCCAUGAAGGAGUCGGCCUACGGGCUCAUGUUCGACCGGGCCAUGGGGUUCGCCCCCUACGGCCAGUACUGGCAGGUGCUCCGCCGGGUCGCCGCCAGGCACCUCUUCUCCCCGAAGGAGGUGGGCGCGGGCGAGGCACGGCGACGCGCGAUUGCAGAGCAGAUGGUGUCGGCCGUCGUCGACCACGGCGGGGCGAGCUUCCAUGUUCGGGACAUCACGAGCCGGGCGUCGCUGAACAACAUGAUGGGCUCGGUGUUCGGGCGCGAGUACGAGCUGUUGCACGAGAAUGAAGAGACGCGGGAGCUGAGAGCUCUGGUGGAGGAAGGUUACGACUUGCUGGGGAAGUUGAACUGGUCCGACCACCUCCCGUGGCUGGCGGGUCUGGACCCCCAGAGGGUGCGGUUCAGAUGCUCCGAGUUGGUGCCCCGGGUGAACAGGUUCGUGGGCCGGAUCAUCCAGGAACACAAGGGUCGGACCGGUCCGAGGAGCGCCGAUUUUGCCGACGUUUUGCUCUCUCUUGAGGGGCAUGAUAAGUUGUCGGACCACGAUGCGAUCGCUGUUCUUUGGGAAAUGAUAUUCAGAGGAACGGACACGGUGGCGGUUCUCAUCGAGUGGAUCCUAGCUAGGAUGGUGCUGCAUCCUCACAUCCAAUCAAGGGUCCACGAGGAGCUCGACCGCAUCGUCGGUAGAUCGCAACCUUUGAUGGAAUCGGACCUCCAGUCGACGCCAUACCUCUCUGCCGUCGUGAAGGAGACCCUCCGAUUGCACCCACCGGGCCCGCUCCUGUCGUGGGCCCGGCUGGCUGUUGUGGACACGACCGUGGGCGGUUACCACGUGCCCGCGGGCACGACGGCGAUCGUCAACAUGUGGGCCAUCACGCGGGAUCCGAAAGUGUGGGAGGACCCGCUCGAGUUCGCGCCAGAGAGGUUCGUGGGCGGGGACAAUGCCGAGGCGGGGUUCUCGGUCUUCGGAUCAGACAUGCGGCUCGCCCCGUUCGGGUCGGGCAGGAGGGUCUGCCCGGGGAAGGCCUUGGGCUUGACCACGGUGACUUAUUGGGUGGGGCGCCUGCUCCAGGAGUUUGAGUGGGCCCAGGUGGAUCACAGCCCAGUGAAUCUAUCUGAAGUGCUCAGGCUCUCCUGUGAAAUGGUCAACCCGUUGACCGUCAAAGCGAGCCCUAGGCGAUCGUGAAAAUAAUGUCCAUAUUUUCCGGUUGAUGAUACACCAACUACUUCGCGCGCGAGUGUGUUUGUGUAUAUAUAUAUAUAUGUUUGUAUAUCCAACAUCGUAAGUUGGGUAAGGUUGCAAUGUGUUGUGAGAUCACUGAAUAUAUAACAUGUUUAGAAUUA
Syzygium oleosum is the source of this 1861-nucleotide messenger RNA. RefSeq names its product cytochrome P450 78A9-like. The record is from RefSeq and is a predicted model, not a curated record. NCBI's taxonomy places the organism in Eukaryota, Viridiplantae, Streptophyta, Magnoliopsida, Myrtales, Myrtaceae. The transcript is spliced from 2 exons. The coding region runs from base 96 to 1703 and encodes 535 amino acids. Gene Ontology annotation, molecular function: heme binding; oxidoreductase activity, acting on paired donors, with incorporation or reduction of molecular oxygen; iron ion binding.